Molecule: messenger RNA, 11003 nt
Organism: Pecten maximus
Lineage: Eukaryota; Metazoa; Mollusca; Bivalvia; Pectinida; Pectinidae
Product: protein mono-ADP-ribosyltransferase PARP14-like
Exons: 24
Coding region: 1437-8603 (2388 amino acids)
Biological process (GO): negative regulation of gene expression
Cellular component (GO): cytoplasm; nucleus
Molecular function (GO): RNA binding; transcription corepressor activity; zinc ion binding
Source: RefSeq, a predicted model, not a curated record
AACAACGUGAUUAUCAGUUAGGUCAAGGUCAACAGGAUGAUCAUCAACUAGGUCAAGGUCAACAGCAUGCUCAUCAGUUAGGUCAAGGUCAACAGGGUGAUCAUCAGUCAUGUUAUUCAGAGAUAGAUGUGGGUCAAAAGUGUGGUAAAUUAAACCCAGCUCAACCUGUGACUGGUCAUUUAGGCCCAACUUCACCCAUUACUGAACAGAAAGGUAUUGGUCAACAGCAGUGUGAUAAUCAAGGUCUGCCAUCAGCUCUUACUGGUCAAUCAGGUCAAAGUGAACAGCUUGCUGGUCAGUUGAUUCCUACUCCUAUCCCUUCACAUCAGGCUUUAACUGUACAGUUAGAUCCAAAUCAUUAUCAGACUGGUCAGUUAGAUCAAGGUCAUCAUCAUGCAGGCCAGGUAGGUCAAGGUCAACUUUAUACAGAUCAGUUAGGUCAAGGUCAACAUCAUACUGGCCAGUUCAAUCCAAAUCAUUAUCAGACUGGUCAGUUAGGUCAAGAUCAACAUCAUACUGGCCAGUUAGAUCAAGGUCAACAUCAUACUGGCCAGUUAGAUCAAGGUCAACAUCAUACUGGCCAGUUAGAUCAAGGUCAACAUCAUACUGGCCAGUUAGAUCAAGGUCAACAUCAUACUGGCCAGUUAGAUCAAGGUCAACACCAAACCAGUGAGUUAGGUCAAGGUCAACAUCAUACUGAUCAGGUAGGUCAAGGUCAACACCAUACUGGUCUGGUAGGUCAAGGUCAACACCAUACUGGUCUGUUAGAUCCAGAUCAACACCAUACUGGUUUGUUAGGUCAAGGUCAACACCAUACUGGUCAGUUAGAUCAAGGUCAACACCAUACUGGUCAGGUAGGGCAAGGUCAACAACAUGCUGGCCAGUUAGGUCAAAAUCAAUAUCAUGCUGGACAGUUAGGUCAAGGUCAACAUCAUACUGCCCAGUUAGGUCAAGGUCAACAUCAUACUGGUCUGUUAGAUCAAGGUCAACAUCAUACUGGUCUGUUAGAUCCAGAUCAACACCAUACUGGUCAGUUAGGGCAAGGUCAACAUCAUACUGGCCAGUUAGGUCAAGGUCAACAUCAUACUGGUCUGUUAGAUCCAGAUCAACACCAUACUGGUCAGUUAGGGCAAGGUCAACAACAUGCUGGCCAAUUAGGUCAAACUCAACAUCAUACUGGUCAGUUAGGGCAAGGUCAACAACAUACUGGCCAGUUAGGUCAAAAUCAAUAUCAUGCUGGUCAGUUAGGGCAAGGUCAACACCAUACUGGUCAGUUAGGUCAAGGUCAACAUCAUACUGCCCAUUUAGGUCAAGGUCAACAUCAUACUGCCCAGUUAGGCCCAAACACAGGUCAGUUAUACCCAGUGCAGGAGUUUGGUGGUCAGCAAUUUACUAAUGCUUAUGGUCAACAACUUCCUGCACCAUAUUAUCAAGUGAUGUGGCCACCAUAUUAUCCAUAUCCCUAUGGCCAGAACUUCGGACCAGGUUACUCUGGCCUGCCACAGCCCAUGACCUCUCACAUGUCACCUUACCAAAUUCCACCUAAUAGGAUGCCAUUCCAGCCACAACAUCGAAUCUAUCAAAGUCCAUGCCAGACAGCACCAACAGUUGGUGGGCAAGGACCGCUGAUUUAUCCCGACUUUCCUCCAUCAUAUCCAUCUGUUUCUACUCCUGAAAACACCCAAGUUGUCACCAUGACAACUGAUAUGACCAGACCUAUUGCAGGAACCGAUGUUUCAACAGAUGACUCGACGACCAACAAUAGGUGUCUUUCUCCUCAACAUGCUUGGCAAAAACAAGAAACAGAGACACCUCAUACUGAAAACAAUUCAGAAGGAAGCCAUCAGUUAAAGAAAGAGGAUAAGACUAGACAGGACAUGGAGCUGAUGAAUCCAAAGACCUCUUUAAAAAGUGACGAGGACGAAAUUAAAGAACUUCAACAAUGGGCCCAGUCUCCCUUAAGCCAAGGACAGAUAGGCCAGGCCACAUCUGGUGAUUCCACAGAUAAAGAAGAAGAGCAUUUUUAUGACACUAUUGAAUCCAUUGAUGGACUUGAAUUGGGCCAUGAAAGAGAUCCAUUGAACAUUGGUCAAAUCCAAUUGGAGAUUGGGAAUCUUGCAGACAUAAAGGCUGAUGUGAUAGUUAACCCAUCCAACAAAGAUCUUAACUUAGCAAUCGGAUAUGUAUCAAAGUCAAUACUGAAGGCUGCAGGACAAAAGAUUCAAAAAGAGUGUAUAGACAAAUACCCCUUGGGUAUCAAUGAUGAAAUAGUGGCUAUCACCUCAGCAGGAAACCUGGCCAGUGAGAAGAUAUUUCAUGUUGUCUUACCUAAAUGGACAGGUGGUACUAAGGUUCUGGAAGAAUUGGUAACAACAUGUCUCUCAAUGGCGGCAGAUCUAAAAAAGUCCUCUAUUGCAUUCCCUGUCCUUGGCACUGGGAAGAUGGGCUACCCUGCAGACUUGGUUGCCAAAGCGAUGUUCGAGAGUGUCAAGAAGUUUCUCAACAGGCAGCAAUCAAGAUUCUCAGUGUAUUUUGUGAUUCUCAAUAGUGACAGAGUUAAUAGAAAGGCUUUUGAAAGCUUAGGCCUGGAAUCAGUCUAUUCUGAAAUGGAGCCAAUGGAAGUUGAUGAGGACUACAACACAUAUACAGUGCUCACAAAGCCCCAUACUGAUGGUGAGCAUCUGUAUGAUUCUCUUAACAGUCAACAAGAAACUCAGCAUAAUCCAUCCCUGGACGCUGAUGAAAGUCCCUACAUGGAUACGAGGUAUAUCAAUGUACCAGGAAGGGGAACACAAGCUUCUUCCCGCGCCAAAGCAGCUUCAUAUAUGGAUAUGGAGGAAGUUAGAAAGAUGUCUGAUGACCAUGGUCCAAAACUGUCUGAUGACCAUGAUCCAAAACUGUCUGAUGACCAUGGUCCAAAACUGUCUGAUGACCAUGAUCCAAAACUGUCUGAUGACCAUGAUCCAAAACUGUCUGAUGACCAUGAUCUGUAUGUAAAUAUGCAGGGAUACAAAGAGCCUAACAAAGAGAUAAAGACUGCACCAGUCAGAAACUUGUCGCCAGGGGUCACAGGAAAGGACAAAGAGACAGAAACAGUGGAGGUACCACAGAGGACAAGAAAGUCAUUGGAAGAUUUGCCACGGAUACCUGACGAGCCACCCCAGUACAUACGAGUGACCUAUCCACAACCUUUACAAGAAGAUACUAUCAGGUUUUACUUCUUGAACAAAAAGAAAUCAGGAGGUGGGGAGUUUCUCAAAUUUGAGCACCACAGUAUGAAGAGGGUGACGUUGAUCCAGUUUGAGGACCCAGAUGCUGUUGCAAGAGUUCUUCACAAAAAUCACAAAUUUGAGGGGACAGAGCUGCAGGUUACCAUGGUAACAGGUGAAAUGCCCCCCAGCAUAGAAGAGAAAAAGCUGUUGAUUUGUGAUAUCAACCCUGCAACAACCUAUGACACAUUGGUCAACUUCCUGGAAGUCAAAGCUAAGGCAGUCCCUACAGAUGUGAUGUAUGGCAACCGAAAAGACCGCGCUGUUGUCACGUUCAGUAGUAAACCAGAUUUUGACAUGCUACAGAAGAUUUGUCAGACUAAAACUUUAGAAGGCAACGUACUGAAAGUCUCCCAUGUUCCUGUAUCCUCUGUGGUGCUGGUGAAGGACUGCCCUGAUGUAUCAAAUGACGCCAUUAUGCUGUUUUUUGAAAAUGAGAAAAAAAGUGGUGGCGGUGAUGUUGAGAAAGUGGAGAUCAUGUCACAGAGAUCAGAAUGUCUCGUCCAUUUUGCUGAUCCUGCAGUGGCCAAGAGAGUUUGUGAUCCUGAAAGGAAAUUGGAAAUAGAGAAGAAGGCUGUGGCAGCAAGUCUAUACUACCCAUAUUUAAGAUCAUCGGAAUUUAAUUCAUCUGGGAGCAAAUCAACAGAAACGAAGGAUCUGUCAAGAAAAAGCUCUGCAGAGAAAAGGAUAACUAGAUCGUUACCAGACCCACCACUCCACGCCUCCAUGACCUUACCAAAGCCUAUAACUUUGCCCGACAUUGAAUCAAAUCUUACCAAGUUUAUUAUAAAUUCUGAACCCAACAAAUCAGCAUUUGAAAGAAUGGUGUUGAAAGUGAAGGGCAAGGUCAUUUGGCCAGAAGAUCUGGAAAAUGAUAUGAUCAGGAUCACUUGUAUGAUUGAUGUGACUGCAGAAAAUGCUGCAAUGGAAGUGGAGCAAUGGUCUGCGGAAAUCUACAGAAAUGUUAAAAAGUUUUUUGGCCCUAUGACCACAGAGGAAGUUCCAGUAGUUAGACAAGCUUGGACAUCUGUCCUUUCAAAGUUACAGUCUUUAAACAUAUCUUACCCUGAUGGAGUUGCUGUAAUCCUUAAGCGUGAAGACUACACAAUAGUGAUAGCUGGACAUAAAAAAUUUGUAGAGGAUGUGAAAAAAAAAGUAGAGGAAAUCACAAGAACUGAAGAAAACUUGAGGGAGGAAGCAGAACAGGUCUCCAAGUCAGAGGUGCUGAAAAUGUACCAGAUACAAAUACUGUGGAAAUUCAAGUUUAAAGAAGAGAUCAAGAAAAUUUACCCUAAACUUGAGGUUGAGGUUGAUGUUGAUAAUAGGAAGAUCACCUUUACCGGAGUGCUGAGAGAAGUAGAUCAGGGGAGAACAGAUAUGAGAGUGAAGUUAGAAGCAUUACAGAGCUAUUCUUUGGCCAUAUCACGGGGAAUGAAGGACUUGUUCUUCAAACUGCCAGCUAAAACUGAAUUUGUUCAAAAGCUAAAGCAACGCCACCUUGUGGUUGUGUGGGACAUCCCUCCUCAUCAAGACACCUGUGUCAUGUAUGCAAAAACCCUUGAAAAUGCCAAAGAGGCGGUCAGUAUAUUUACUGAGGUAUUGAAAGAGAAGAAAAUACCAUUGAAAGAUGACUUACAGAAAAUUAUUUCAACUACAAAAUGGCAGUUAGCUUUGAAAAAUAUUUUCUCCAGGUAUCCAGAAGAAGUUCAAAUUAGUGUGGAAGAAAGCUGUGUCUAUGUGACAGCUGUUUCUGUAGUGUAUGGUCAAGUGUGUGGCUGUAUUGAUGCCGAAAUCAGUGAAUACAAAAAAAUUCAUGAUACCCACAAGGAAUUCCUUUCAGUUGAAGAAGGAGUUUUUAGCUUCUUAGAAAAACAUCAACGGUAUGAAAUUGAAACCAGCACUCUUGCAUUACAGAAAGCUUUAAAUUUAAUUGUGAAAACACGAAACUCCAAAGUCAAGCCGGGGUAUGAUUUGGAAGGUACCAGAGAUGCCAUAGACUUAGCCAAGAAGAAACUCCAAUGUGUUAUUGACAAGGUAUCCAUGGAUACCCACACAAUGCAGGCAGUAGGUGCAGCAGACUUUUUUAACUCUUCAGAUGGACAGGACAAAAUACGACAGAUCGAACACGCAGUAUCAUCAGUCAUAAGGAAGUCAGCAGAAUACAGAGGUGCUCAGGAGGUCAGAGGUCAGAGUCCAAAUCCAGUUACCAAGGCGAAGUGUACUGUUGGCCCAGGUCAGCAGUGUAUUGUCGUUGAGGGCGACAUGACCAAGCUAAAAGUGGAUGUAAUGGUUAAUGCUGCCAACACCGACAUGAUACUUGGAGGUGGGAUUGCAGGCGCCAUUUUAGCAGCAGGUGGUCCUACUAUUCAGGAUGAAUGUGAUGAAUAUGUGAGGAAACAUGGUCAAGUACCAGAGGGAAAGGCCAUUAUCAGCCGUUCUGGAAAUCUACCCUGUAAACGGGUGGUACAUGCUGUUGGUCCUGUUUGGCAAAACGGAAAAAAUAAAGAAGAGGGAAAACUGCGAUGUGCCAUUUACAGGAGCUUAGAAUUGGCAACAAACCAUCGGUCUAUUGCCUUGCCAGCAAUCAGUGCUGGCAUCUUUGGUUACCCACUGGCUAAAUCUGUGGAAGCCAUUAUUGAAAUAGUCCAGCACUUCUUCACCAAACAGCCAUCAACCCAGAUCAGAAGCGUGUACCUCUGUGACACUGAUCACCAGACUGUGAAACUCUUCAUCAAGGAACUGGUGUCCAUAUAUAGUCCCCAGAAAGUCAAGACCUUUGAUGAUACAGAUUCUACUUCAUCUGCAGAGGAGGAAUCCUUUGAUGAAGUCACUUCUGAUGAGGAGUCGGAGGACGAAAGUUAUGAUGUACCUAGAAAUUCUCACAGAAAUACAGCUGUUCGAGUGGUCCGAGGAGAGUUGGCAAAGACCAAGGCUGACGUAUUGGUAAAUUCUGCUGGAAAUAACCUGGUGUUGAAUGUCGGUGUGCUGUCCAGCUCACUACUAAAGUACGGAGGACAGUCCCUCCAGACAGAAUGUACCCAGAGAUACCCCAGGGGAAUAUCACCUGGAGAUGUCGCUAUCACAACAGGUGGAAAUCUUCAGUGUAAAAAUGUGUAUCAUGGAACAUUUGACAGCUGGGGCAAUGACCAGGACAGAUGUGUACAGACUUUAAAAAAAUUUGUAAAUACCUGUCUAAACACGGCUGACAAGUUUAAUAUGACCUCUAUCGCAUUCCCUGCCCUUGGUGCUGGUCGCCUUGGUUACCCAGCUGCCACUGUAGCCAAGGUGAUGCUGUCAUGUGUUAGAGGAUUUGAGAGGGCUAUGCCUGACUCCUGUCUGACAACGGUGAUGUUUGUAGUGUAUCCACAAGAUAAACAGUCUGUGCAGGAUUUUGAGUCUGCUGUUGAUAAUGAUGGAUUUGGACCAGUAGGAGCAACUGGUUCCAGCAGAACAGUGUCUAGUAGUUAUGGUGCCUCGUCAAGUCUGGGUCCAGUUGAUAUAGAAGUCAAACAAGGGGACAUCACAAAGGAAACGACAGAUGCCAUCGUCAAUAGUACCGGCGACCACUUGGAUCUCACCAGAGGUGCUGUGUCUAAAGCAAUUCUAAAGGCCGGAGGUCAACAACUACAAGUAGAAUGUAAUGCAAGAAGUAGGGAUAUGCAGUCCCGAGGAUUGGUGGUGACCUCUGGUGGAAACUUACCAUGUCGGAAAAUUCUACAUAUUAGGUCAUGCUCACGUCCAACCGACUUGACUCGUGCAGUGUCCAAUUGUUUGGGAGAGGCAGACAACCACAGGUGUAGCUCGCUCACGUUUCCCGCCCUUGGCACAGGUCAGAUUGGUUGUCCUCCCAAUGAUGUAGCGGAUGCUAUAUUUACUGCCAUACAACAGUACACUGGCAAGCUCCAGUAUCUUCAGAAGGUCCGCAUUGUCAUUUAUCAGGCUGAUAUGGUGGACAUAUUUAGAGCACAGCUCAAGCGUUGCCUGGGAGGAGGAGCAAAUGCUCGGACGACCAGGAGGCCAUCAUCGACAAAAGAAAGGGGAGCAUAUAAAUCCAGGGGUACAAAGCCUAAGUACAAAGGUCAUAGGUCAGUGACCUCCUACGCCACCCCUGAAAAGGUCAAGUUUUUGUUGUGGAGCAAUUCAUUAAACAACCUUCAGAAGGCCAAGAACCACCUUGAUCGGGUGUGUGACACUGAAUUCAGGAAAUUAAAAGUGCCGUUGUCCUACCAAGAUAUCAUAAAAAGAUUAAACAAAUAUCAGAUUGGCGAAUUGAAUCAGCUUGGAUCACAAAGACAGGUUCACUUAGAAAUAAACCAAGCCAAAGGGGAGAUAACUCUUCAAGGCCAACAUUCAAAAACAUCUGUUCUGCUCCCCGAAAUUCAGAGUUUACUCCAUAAAUUUGAGAAACAUAAAGAUGAGGUCGAAAAAGCAAAGACUUUGGCUGAUUAUGUGCAGUGGGUGUAUGACGACAAUGGGAAAUGGCGACAGUUCAAUGCAGAGAUCAACUUGGUGAUUGAGAAGGCCUACAAAGCCAAGGAUGUUCAGACUAAGAUCAACGACAGCAGUGGGGUCACUUAUAUCAUUGACUUUCAAAAAAUGGAGGAGUAUGUAAAGGAUUCACCGCACAAGAGGUUCAAAGUAGAAAGGCGAGACCUCGGACAGCAUUCAACAGUUGGUAUACGACUGCCGUCAACAUGGUCAUCGAUGGGCAAAGAUGGCUACCAGCUGGUGAACCUCUCGUCCAGUGACACGGAGUAUAAAGAUACGGCGAAAGCAUUUCGGGCUUCAGCAGGACAGUCUUCUGGUCAGCAGGCCGGCAUGCACCAGUUUCUAAUGCAGGGUUUCCUGGCUCCACAGUAUGGCUCCCAUCAGAUAAUCAAGAUUCAACGAAUCCAGAAUAAAUCUCUUUACCAACAGUACAGUGCCAAGAAACAGGAAUUGUUUACUCGGAAUAAGAAAGACCCUGAGAAAUGGCUGUGGCAUGGAACCUCCCCGGAUACUGUGAAAAAGAUUGCCAUGAAAGGAUUUGAUCGUAGUUACUGUGGCAAAAAUGCUACAGCCUAUGGCAGUGGCGUGUAUUUCGCUGUGAAUGCCUCCUAUUCUAUAGGAUACUGCCAAGCAGAUGGCAGUGGACAGAAGCACAUGUUUUACACACGCGUGCUGACAGGGGAGUCAUGUCCAGGACACAGUGGAAUGAAGUACCUUCCAGACCGAAAAGGUGCCCAGGGACCUUUUACAUUUGAUUCAGCCACAAAUAGCACAUCAGCUCCAUCCAUGUACAUCAUCUUCCAUGACAGCCAAGCUUAUCCAGCCUAUCUCAUCAGUUUCAAGUAGUGUAUGGUCAGUCUCAAAGAUAUCUGCGGACAGUAGUGUUUUCCAGCCAUCAGACAGACAUCCGAGGGCUUUUACAGUGCUGGAAAUGACUGGUACAAAUCUUUAUUGGGCAAAUAAAUGCUUUAUUCAUGUCCCAUAAUACAUAGUGCUGACACAAUGUUGAAACACAUUCAGAAAUAUAUGGUGGACAAUCUGCAUCUACGGAAACUUGAAAAUAAAAACAAUAUUACUUAACAUAAUAUAUGAAGAAAUAAUUUUGUUACAUAAUUUUGAUAUGUCUAUGUAUUUAUUUUAUGAAUAUAUUAGUCUCCUACGGGUGAAACUGUAUGUAACUAUGUAGCACCAAAGUUGCUCAGACAGCUCCAUUCCUUGAGGGAUUUUGAUAAGACAUCACACCAUGAAUCUGAGACAAAGACCAUAAUAUAUGAGACAAAGACCAUAAUAUAUGAGACAGGGACCAUAAUAUCUGAGAUAAGUUCUAUAGUUUCAGUGUGGUUCUGUCAAGGUCAUCAUUAUUCCUUCUCAGCACUCUAGCAGCUUCAUUCCUUGAGAUAUUUUGAUCAAGUAUCAAAUAUUUACAAAGGACCAUAAUGUCUCGGACAAGUUCAAGUUUUAGGGUUGGGUCAAGGUCAAGAUCACCAAUAUUAUUUUUAAAAAGUCGAUCUUUUUCAGCACUCCAGCAGUUCCACUACUUGAGAGAUUUUGAUCAAACUUCACACCAUCAUAAAAGACCAUAAUAUCUCUGACAAAUUUGAGUUUCAGUGUUGUUGGUUCAAGGUCAAGGUCACUGUUACUAUUUUUAGAAAAUCCAUUGCGAGUGCUGUAGUGACUUCAUUCCUUGAGGUAUUUUGAUUAAACUUCACGCAUAAAAGGACCAAAAUAUUUUGGACAAGUUUGAUUUCAGAGUUGUUAUGUCAAGGUCACUUACUAUUUUUGGAAAAUCAUUUUUGGCGCUCUAGUUACUUCAUUCCUUGAGGGAUUUUGAUGAAACGACACACCAUGAUAAAGGACCAUAAUAUCUUGACAAUUUAUAGUUUCAGGGUUGUUGGGUCAAGGUCACCAUUAGUAUUUUUAGAAAAUCCUUCGCCAGCUCUCUAAAGGCUUCAUACCUUGGAUUUGGAUCAUUCUUCAAAAACUUAUAAAGGACUGUAAUAGCGAAUUAGGAAAGUUCUCUUUAGGCUUGUUUGGUCUCUGAUUUAUUUACCAUACAUACAAUAUGUAUUUAUCUUUCAAUAAGCCCAUGCCUAAUAGCAUGCUUACCAAUGAAAUGUAUUUUCGGGAAAAGACGGAUUAUAAGUUUUAUACUUGUGUCUAAUCCCAUUUGUGUUUUGACAAUAAAAUAUGUUUAAAUCAAUGAAAUGUUAACAUAUGCUAUUUCAUUGCUCUGAAAAUAACCCAUUCUUGACCUUUUGGUCAAAGUUCAUGAUGUGUUGACCCCUUGGGCUUAUUACAGAAUAAAUAUGGUAUCUCAUUUGAUUCUACCACAAUAGGUGGGUAUUAUUCAACUCCCAAGGCAUGAAAUAAUCAUUACAACUGUUGAAUAACAUUCAGUUUAUACUACACAUGGAAUAAACUCUAAAUGCCUUUUGAUUGGUUGACACGGUGACCUUUGACCGGGACUAUUUUUUUAUCACGCGGUUUAAUGCAAUUUCAUUGGCUAACACUUGAAGGCUACUUCACAAUGUCCUGGAAAUGAUAACGCUUAAGUAGUUUGCAGUUAUUUGUUAUAUUCUUGAAAAUAUAUAGAGAUUUUUAUCAAUUUAUUGCUUUGAAAGAAUAAACCUACUUUGUUUUUUGCUAUGAUUUGUAAUAAAUUGCAAUUUUUCCAUACAUUUCCGAAUCUGUCAGUUUUGCAAAUUAAUUAGCAGCAUUUCAGAUUAGGUCAUAUCCUUACACCAUACUUGAUACUGUGAAAAUAACACAUGUAGACACAAAACAGGUCACUUGAUUAUCAGUGGUAGAAACAGGUCACACAAACACUUGGUUGUUGUAUAUGGUAUUUCUUUCACUCUCAUUAGUUAUUUUUCAAAAGUUACAAAAAAAGACUUGCUUUGUUUUUGUAAUUUUUUAAAAAUAACUAACUCGAUUGAAAGAAAUACCAUAUACAACAGCCACUCGUAACUAUUUCACAAUUGUUGUAAAAAUUAUAUAAAGCUUUCAUUUUCUUUUACAGAUCUGGGUUACUAUAGCAAUUCUUGUAACAUGUUGGUCUAGCUUUAGUGUUUGCUAUUUGUGAUUUUAUUUUAAAAACAUUUUAUGCAGAUUCUUUCCCAGUAUCAACAUAAUUUGAUGAUUUUAUUAAUUUUGUUGUAAUUGUUUAUGUAAAGAAAUACAGAGAUAUUUUUAUAUCUUAUCAAAACCUGAUGUUUACAAUCAAUAAACUGUACCACACAUCCAUUA